Molecule: messenger RNA, 951 nt
Organism: Aureobasidium pullulans EXF-150
Lineage: Eukaryota; Fungi; Ascomycota; Dothideomycetes; Dothideales; Saccotheciaceae
Product: NAD(P)-binding protein
Exons: 3
Coding region: 1-951 (316 amino acids)
Cellular component (GO): cytoplasm
Molecular function (GO): oxidoreductase activity, acting on the CH-OH group of donors, NAD or NADP as acceptor
Source: RefSeq, a predicted model, not a curated record
AUGGUCUGGAGAGCUGAUCCAGUUGACUUUUCGAAGCGUGUUGAUCGUGAUGCGAUUAAAGGCAGGAGCGUGUUGAUUACUGGAGGUGCUGAUGGCUUAGGCUAUGGUAUUGCGAAAGCAGUGGCUGAGUCUGGCGCUUAUGUCACGAUCGCAGACAUGAAUGAAACACUCGGGCAGCAGCGCCAGAGCGAACUGACCGAAGCUGGCUAUCACGUCCACUUUGUCAAGGCAGACAUCACUUCAUGGGAGUCUUUGACAUUGGCAUUCAAGGCUGCUAUCGAGUACUCGCCAACCCACAGUCUGGACAUUGUCAUCGCCAACGCUGGACUUUCCGGAGGCUCCAUCCUGGAAAAGGCAUUCCCGAAAGACCUGGAUGAGAAUGCCGACCUGCCUCAGCCCUCGACACUAGACCUCAAUGUCAAUCUAACUGGCACAUACUACACAACAGUGCUUGCACUCCACUACUUCAAGAAGACACACAGUCCCUCUGACAACUUCAAGAAGCAUCUGAUACUCAUGAGCUCGUUGGCCGGAUAUGCCGAAGACACACUCGCAUCAACAUACAUGGCUGCAAAAUUCGGUGUCCGAGGGUUGUGGAAGUCCAUCAGAUACCAGGAAGACGCUUUUGGGUUUCCCUUCCGCACACAGCUCAUCGCACCUUGCUUUGUGCGUACCAAAAUGACUGAGUCGUUCGUCGACCAUAUUGCAAAAGCUGGUGUGAAUGUAUCUCAAGUCGAGGAUGUGGUUGGACCGGUCAUGCGCGUGCUUUGUGAUGAGGAAGUUAGUGGAAGAUCGCUCUGCACAGUCGGUAACAAGGUAUUCGAUAUGGGAGAUGAUCCUGCUGGUGGCGAUGGCUCGAAGGCUUUGUGGAAAGCCUUGGCGGAUGAGGAGUAUUUUGGACCGGGAGCGAAAGGGUUGGUCAGAUAUGAUGAGUUCUUUCGGUCAGAGUAA